AUGUCCGGAGGAAAAUCUCUGCCUCUUGUAUACCUUAUGUGGCCGACACCAAACAAAGGAUACAGUGGCCCCCAUAUUCUGAAAAUAUGGAGUAAAGUAAGAGAAGUCUGUGCAGCAAACAAUGUUAACCUUAUUGGUCACUCUGUCGACUCAGCCGGUUUUUCCCUCUCAGCAUUGGCUCAGCUCAUGACACCGACAAAAUCUGCAGUUGCUGAAGGUAUAAAAUACUUAGGCCUUGGAGUUCCAGAAGAAAAAUUUCUUUCGCCUGAUUUUUGGAAACUCCCAGCAAUAGCCUAUGGUGAUUACGACCAUUUGAGAAGAACAUUUCUGCGUGUACUUAAAUAUGACACUCGAAACCUCACAUUCUACAAAGAUUCACGAGGAAGUGUUGUAGCCACAAUCAGUCACCUUCGUGAGCUCAUGCGUGUAUGUAGCCAGAUAGAUCAAAGUUUACCAUUUUCAGCCAACGACCUUCUCCUUAUAAGUUUCUUUGAUCAGUGACCAGACACAGCUAAUAGAAUCUUCACUCUCAAGGUUGCCGAAAUGCUACACAAAUACGUCAAGGGGUCGGAGGGAACUUGCCUCUUUAUUACUGCUGUACACUUCCUAACUGAACCUUUCUUCAAUGCAAGCUAUGGGUCUCCAGAAGAUAUCCAAAAGGCUCUUUCUACUGGAAUUACCAUCUUACGACUCUGGAAGAGAUACCUAGAGAUUAGGAAAAUGAGACUCCAUUCCCAAACAAAUGCAGCUAAAAUCAAGGAAAGGCGAGGAAAUUUUAUCACAUAUGGAGCUUACACGACAUCAGAACUACUCUUCUCUGCUGGCACCCUACACUCCUUGGCAAUGUAUUUACAUUUCAAGCAUCUGGGGCCUGACAUAUAUUCGCCACAAAGGUCCAGAACAAUUGCUGCAGAGAAGAUCAUUGAACAGCUGCAGGGGAAAACGAAUCAAAUCCAGUCUCUAGACACAUCACCCACUUAUGCUGAUACGAUCAACAAGACCAAAGAUGUAUCGUUCGUCAUAGAAGCCCUGUCCAAGUUAUCAACAUAUGAAGGAGUAAAAAUCCCUGCAACAAGCAACAGCAAAUUGUCCCACUUCCAAGCCUAG
Porites lobata is the source of this 1107-nucleotide messenger RNA. Lineage: Eukaryota; Metazoa; Cnidaria; Anthozoa; Scleractinia; Poritidae. The record is from the annotation of a GenBank genome assembly.